AUGGUCCACGGUGUUAUUGGCUACUGGUCUGUGUUCAGAGUGGGCGUCAGUUUCAUUGUAUUGUGUACGUUUGUCGAGUCUUAUAAAGAACUUUGUGAUGCAAGAAACUUGAAUUGUGAGAAGUGGAAAGACUACAUGCUGGAGGAGCACAACAGGGUUAGGAAAGCAGCCUCAGCAAUACUUGGACUUCUCACAUGGAGUAAAAGUUUGGAAAAACAUGCUUUGGAGUAUGCACAAACAUGUAAGGGUGCUCACUCUGAUUACGUAAUGAGGAAGGAUGAGUCCGGUCUGGCGUGCACCUGGAUCGGUGAAAACGGAUGGUCUGGUUACCGCUCGCCGGGAGAUGAUGCAACAAAAGCUUUUGAAAAUGAAGAAAAGUACUGGAAUCAUGCAACCCAAAAAUGUAACCUCCACUGGACAAAAUGCGGUCACUAUAAACAGGUGAUUAGUCCCAAAACAUGCAUGUUGGGAUGUGGACGAGCUAAAUGUGGUGAUCACAAAAGAAAAAUUUGGUGCUGGUACGCCACCAACUGCCGUUCAUGCCAACCCGAUAAAAAGAGAGAGCUUUUACAACUGAUUGGACUGCGAUCAGAAAACGAGCUUGAGGAUUUUAUGAGAAGUCUCAACAACCAAACCAUGCCAUCCCCUGUCUCUCCACCUCCUAGUAUAUCUUCCUCUGGCCAAGCUGUCACAGGGGUGGACACAAGUGAGAGCGGUGAGGAAUCUGAUGACGUCAACGAUUCCGUCGAAACUACCUGAACUCUUAGAAGAAGCCGUCCAUAUUCAUAUACUCAUGUUAGCUUUUCCAAAUGUGUUAAUCAA
Messenger RNA from Ostrea edulis (European flat oyster), 822 nucleotides. RefSeq lists its product as uncharacterized. The transcript has 6 exons. Bases 1 to 759 code for a protein of 252 amino acids. The record is from RefSeq and is a predicted model, not a curated record. NCBI's taxonomy places the organism in Eukaryota, Metazoa, Mollusca, Bivalvia, Ostreida, Ostreidae.